This is a messenger RNA of Branchiostoma belcheri (Belcher's lancelet), 2548 nucleotides long. RefSeq names its product fatty acid hydroxylase domain-containing protein 2-like. Gene Ontology annotation, molecular function: C-4 methylsterol oxidase activity; iron ion binding. Bases 216 to 1337 code for a protein of 373 amino acids. Gene Ontology annotation, biological process: sterol biosynthetic process. The record is from RefSeq and is a predicted model, not a curated record. NCBI's taxonomy places the organism in Eukaryota, Metazoa, Chordata, Leptocardii, Amphioxiformes, Branchiostomatidae. The transcript has 8 exons.
GGGAUGACGUAAAGGUCACCAGAAAGGUCACCAGCCUACGCAGGGAGAAAUACAACAACAAAGCUGACGGGCCGCCACAACAACAAAUUCUGCAGGCGCGUGAUCGUCAUUAACAUCACUAAUCUUCUUCGGGAAAUCAGGCGCACGGGCGCGUGACUGUACCGUGACGGUGGAGCCCUUCUCUGCCGCUUGAUAGCAGCCAUCUUGCACCGAGAAUGCAGACCAAGCCGGAGGAAACUCGGCGAGAGCAGGUGCCCAAGGAUGGGGGAUCUGUUCUCGGUUCACUGAAGAAGUGUGUAUUUGUGUUGGGGUCAGCAUUGCUGUGUCUGGUGGCAGCAAGGAACACUAUCACCUGGCAUGUGCAGGGGCUGUGGAAGGCAUCUGACAGCUUCUGGCAGCACCAGUGGGGUCUGGUGUAUGACUUGUUUGGUGAAGAUGAACAUUUGCUGGGAACUCUUGGUACAUUGUUGGUUCCUUCGUUGGUGUUCUGGUUAGUAAAUGGUUCCCUUCUGGUGGUGGAUGUGACUGGCCAACCUGCCGCCCUGCUCAGAUACAAAAUACAGGAGGAAAAGAAUGUUCCGGUGGACCCUGUAAGGCUGUGGAAAACCAUUAAGUUGGUUCUGUUUAACCAGUUUAUUGUGACUGGCCCACUUGUCUUCCUUGCUGCACCGCCCAUCUUCCACUGGCGUGGAAUGCCUUGUGGGCGGGAGCUCCCAUGGUUUCACUGGGUCGUGGUGGAGCUGAUUGUCUUUGUGCUGGUGGAGGAAGUCAUGUUCUACUAUUCUCACAGGCUGCUGCACCAGCCUGCUCUGUACAAGAGAAUUCACAAGAAGCACCAUGAGUGGACGGCGCCCAUUGGGAUUGUGGCUGUGUACUCCCAUCCUGUAGAGCACAUCCUGUCCAACCUACUUCCUGUAGCUGCAGGUCCUAUCCUGAUGGGGUCCCAUGUGGCGACCGUCUGGCUGUGGUUCUGCCUGGCUCUCACCACCACGUCCAUUUCACACAGCGGCUACCACUUCCCCCUGCUGCCAUCCCCAGAGGCACAUGACUUCCACCAUGCCAAGUUUAACCAGUGCUAUGGUGUGAUGGGGGUUCUGGACCGUCUCCAUGGAACAGAUGAGCAGUUCCGCCACAACAAGGCGUACGAUCGCCACAUCAUGCUGCUGGGUCUGACUCCGCUCUCCUGGUCCAUCCCAGACAAACCCAAGGCAAGCAAGGAGACCCUGGCCUGCCACAAGACAUCUUGCCAUGAGUCUUCCCAAAUGUCUUGCCAUGGCCCCAUGUCAUGUAGCCAGACUCAAGACAAGAACCAAGUGCCAAUGGGGAAGACAGAGUAAUUCACUAAGGAGUCUUUAAGUCACAAGAAAAUGCACUUACAUGUUCCAGUGCACAGUUUGAGCCAAGAAACUCGAACCAGUGUUUAAAGCAGUAACAUGUACCAGUAUCCAACAGGAAAUGGUGUCCAACCUAGUAACAUGUAUCAGAGUGGAACUUAGUAACAUGAACCAAAAUACAAUUUAGUAAAUAUAUGAACCAGAAUACAACUAAGUACUGUACAUGUACCAGUGUUCAAUCUAGUAACAUGUACCAACCAGUGUCCAACCUAGUAACAUGUACCAGUGCCCAACCAACAUGUAAGGUUACCAGUGUCCAACCUAGUAACAUGUACCAACCAGUGCCCAACCCAGUAACAUGUAACGUUACCAGUGCCCAACCUAAUAACAUGUACCAGUGCCCAACCUAGUAACAUGUACCAGAGUCCAAACUAGUAACAUGAACUAGUGCCCAACCAACAUGUACCAGUGUCCAACCUAGUAACAUGUACCAACCAGUGCCCGACCUAGUAACAUGUACCAGAGUCCAAGCUAGUAACAUGUACCAGUGCCCAACCUAGUAACAUAUAACAUUACCAGAGUCCAAAAAAGUAACAUACUCCAGUGCCCAAACUAAUAACUUGUACCCGUGUCCAAGCUAGUAACAUGUACCAGUGUCCAAGUAACCUAUACCAGUACCCAACCUAAUAACGUACAAGAGCCUAACCAAGUAUCAUGUAGCAGUAUCCAAUCUAGUAACAUCUACAAGUGCACUACCUAGUAAGUGCACAACGUAGUGACAUGUAGUAAAGGACAAUUGUGAGUGUGCUAACUAUGUACACCACGGCACCACGUUCUGGAGCAUGAUGUAAGUCCCUUAGUCAGUCACAAACAAAUCUCAUGCAGAAGUGUUAUACUUGAGUGUACCAGUGAUAACAUUAUAUCAUUUGGUUAUACUGCUUGGUUUUAUCUGGAAAUUGAACAUUUUGAACUGCUAAAUGCUUUUUGUGAACUCCAGUACUUUUCGUUUGCCAGUACUUUUCUUUUUGUGCAGUAAUAUGUCCCAGUCUGUUAUAUUUACUGACUAUAUAUAUAAUGUUAUAUGUAUGUAUGUAUGAUAUUGAUAGUAAUAUAUAACAAAGUUAUAUGAUAUGUAUUUAUGUAACAUUUGGCUCUACUUUGCCCAGAAUUGCUCUCCUGGUUUGCCAAUAAAUGUAACACUUCUGAUGAUGGAA